AGCUGUCGCACAUACACUCGCUCUCUUCUCAGGUCUAUCGAUCCAUCGACAACGAGAUGCCGGCGUAUCACUCCACUCUCAACGAGUUGCAGACGCAGGAGGCGUGCGGCUGCGCCAUCCUUCCUAUUAAGACGCGAGCACGAGGGCCAGCUCCCCCUGCUCCCGAGGGACAAGACGACAUUGUGGACGAGAUCCUCACGCUCUUCCGUGCCAACGUGUUAUUCACCAACUUUGAGAUCAAGGGCAAUGCCGACCGCGUGCUCAUCUACGGCACACUCUUCGUGCACCUUUGCCUUAAGAAGCUGGACCGAUGCACCAACAAGUCGGACGCCACGCGCAUUCUGCAGCAAACGGCAGUGGAUACAUUCGCCAUCCCCGGUGACUCGAGCUUUCCGCUAGGAGGACUGGUGCGCGCGCCGUCGAGCGCAAAUGAAGCAGGUAAGUGUAUGUGCAUGUUAUUACACAGUUCGUUUGAAGUUGACGGGUCUGCUCUUGCUCUUGUCUUUGCAGAAACUAUUCGCGGAUUUUUCAAACAGCUACGCGAAGCAAUCGCUUUCCGCCUGGUGGACGAGGUGUUCCCGAAUGGAGAGAAGAGCAAGUGGUGGAUGCUCUUCGCCAAGCGAAAGUUCAUGAACAAGGAGUUGUCGCGUUAGAACGUUGUCGGCGAAGACGCUACUGCCGAACUGCUAUCCCCAAACUAAUACAGAAAACAAUAAUGCGCUGGGGAAGUUGUAGGUUCAACGGUCAGAGCAGCCAACGGUGAGCAAGGAACCAUGUCUUGCCAUUCUGAAGUGGAAAAUUUGCUGACCAAAUUAAGACAAUACAGACUUCCUUGCUUGCUCCUUCUCUCUCAUGUUGAUUUUAUCACGUAUAUGUAUGCAUCUCUCCGGUUUUGUC
Messenger RNA from Phytophthora nicotianae INRA-310, 897 nucleotides. RefSeq lists its product as hypothetical. The coding region runs from base 57 to 653 and encodes 198 amino acids. Gene Ontology annotation, cellular component: cytoskeleton; Arp2/3 protein complex. The record is from RefSeq and is a predicted model, not a curated record. NCBI's taxonomy places the organism in Eukaryota, Oomycota, Peronosporomycetes, Peronosporales, Peronosporaceae. The transcript is spliced from 2 exons. Gene Ontology annotation, molecular function: actin filament binding. Gene Ontology annotation, biological process: regulation of actin filament polymerization; Arp2/3 complex-mediated actin nucleation.